GAAGCGUGCCUUUGCUGAUUGGCCCAGGAGGGAGCAGGCCACUUGGCCAGAGCCGCGGGUCAGCGACAUGACCGCACCUGUUCUUAAGGUGUGUGCUUCUGUCCACCGUAGGAUGUAACCUUGAAGGGUGCCUACCGGUUGCGGGUCGUCGGGGGCGACGGCUGUAGGCAGGCUGGGGUGAUGGGUGCGUGUCACGGCCCUCGGCUGGUGGAAUUCCACAAGACGCCCACCCACCUGCAGUUCAACAAGUACGUCCUGACGGGCUACCGGCCCAUCUCCAGCGCCCAGGAGUGUCUGCGCAGCCUCUUCUACGUGCACAACGAGCUGGGAAACAUCUACACACAUGGCAUCCCCUUCUUCCUCUUCCUGGUGCUGCUCCCCCUCAGUAUUCCCUGGGGGGAGGUGGACAGUGUGUGGAUCUGCGUGGUCCACUACCUGGCCUGUCUCUCCCCCACCGUGGGCUCCGUGCUGUACCACCUCUUUAUGAACCACGUGGGGGGAGAGGGGGUCUACGACAACCUGCUCUCCCUCGACAUGUUCGGGGUCUGCCUGGUCAACACCCUGGGUGCAUUACCCAUCAUCCACAUCACCUUGCUGUGUUACCCGGGCGUGCGGCAGCUAGCGCUGCUCAUCUACAUCCUUCUGUCCGCCUACGGCAUCUACUGCGCCACCACCGCGCGCACCAACGUGCUGCGGCUACGGGCCUUCGCGUGGCAGGGCGUGUUCCGCCUCGGCCUCUUCCUGUUCCGGAUGUUCGGCCGCGGCGUGGGCAGCCCUCGGUCGCUCCGGCUCUUCUUCACCAUGGACGCGCUGGCCGUGCUGGGGGGUGUGGUCAACAUCGUGCAGGUGCCCGAGAGGCUGAGCCCGGGGCUCUUCGACAACUGGGGCAACAGCCACCAGAUCAUGCACGUGAUGGUGGUGUGCUCCAUCGUCUACCUGCACUGGGGCACGCUGGAAGACCUGGACUGGAUCAAGAGCUUCGAGUGUCCCCUGGAGUGAGGUCACAGUGGUGUAGGAGCCCUGACGUCGUUAAGACGUAGAGGGGCAGAUAUGAGCCGGCUGGCCAAGAUAUAGAGGAUAGAUUUGGAUUUUGACGAGAAGAUGUUCAGUUUAAAAUAACAUUUCUUUCUUUCUCAUAAGUCUAUUCAAGUUCGACCUUUAUUGCCGAUGUUCUGUGUAUUCUAAAGAGUUGAACUGUAUUGUAAACUCUGCAGUAUGGCGUGCUUCCUGCAGGGGAAGGUUUGUAGAGGCUUCGAGAGACGAGCUCAGGCUUUAAUGCACUUUAGUUCUAGCUGUCGAUGCUGGUCUAAUUCAUAAGCUUAUUAAGUAUGAGUUUGUAUGGGAUGUUUGUACACAGCAAGCUGCAGUGUUUUAACUGUGGAUCUCAAAAAACAUGCUUAACACCUCCUGGGGAAACUUGAUACUAGGUUAAAUUAAAUAAUAUUAUUUAUAACACAGCCUAAUAAAUGUAUUUUCCUAU
Molecule: messenger RNA, 1480 nt
Organism: Gadus morhua (Atlantic cod)
Lineage: Eukaryota; Metazoa; Chordata; Actinopteri; Gadiformes; Gadidae
Gene: paqr4b
Product: progestin and adipoQ receptor family member IVb
Exons: 3
Coding region: 181-999 (272 amino acids)
Cellular component (GO): membrane
Molecular function (GO): signaling receptor activity
Source: RefSeq, a predicted model, not a curated record